Messenger RNA from Bradysia coprophila, 826 nucleotides. Its product is annotated as protein D3-like. The record is from RefSeq and is a predicted model, not a curated record. Lineage: Eukaryota; Metazoa; Arthropoda; Insecta; Diptera; Sciaridae.
UGUUCGACACCGCAGUACGUUUUCAAAUCUCGUGAAGAUACCUGCCCACAUUAUACUCACUGAAAUCAUUCAAUUUUUUAUUAUAUUGCAACCAUACUGUUAAUAUUAUCAUUGAAAUGAAGGUUUUGAUUGCAAUUUCGCUGUUGGCUUUGGUGAAUGUUGCACCUUCAAUGUGUUCUGUGUCGGCAAAAUUUAAAGAGUUCGAGAUCAUCCCGGACAUCCUUAAUGUCGCACCAUCGAAACUUAUUGAGAUCACAUAUCCCAGUGGAGCAUCUGUAAAUCUAGGCAACGAAUUAACACCAACUGAAGUCAAAGACAAGCCAACACUAAAAUGGGACCAUGACGAAGACUCAUUUUACACUGUGAUUUUGAGCGAUCCAGAUGCACCGAGUCGAGCAAAUCCAACCAUCAGAGAAGUGCGUCACUGGUAUGUUGUUAACAUACCUGGAACUGACGUUGUCAAAGGAGAAACAUUAUUCGAUUAUAUUGGUUCGGGUCCACCUAAGGAUACUGGCUUGCACAGAUAUGUGUUCGUUGUUUACAAACAACCGGGAAAAUUGGAAUUCGAUGAACCAAGAGUAUCAAAUAGGAGUCGCACACAACGAUGGAAUUCGUCUACGUUGACAUUUGCUGAAAAAUAUGGUCUCGGCGACCCAAUAGCUGGAAAUUUUUACCAGGCUCAGUACGAUGAUUACGUACCAAUUUUGCAUGCUCAACUCUCGUCCGGCAAUCGGGAUUGAAAAUUGACAAAAAUGAAUCAAUUGCUUCGAUUCUUGGAAUUAUUAAAGCGAAAUGGAAAUUAGAAAUGAACUUUAUUAAUCUUUCA